Molecule: messenger RNA, 607 nt
Organism: Zalophus californianus (California sea lion)
Lineage: Eukaryota; Metazoa; Chordata; Mammalia; Carnivora; Otariidae
Product: serum amyloid A-1 protein
Exons: 4
Coding region: 69-458 (129 amino acids)
Cellular component (GO): extracellular region
Source: RefSeq, a predicted model, not a curated record
UAUAAAUAGCAGCUACCUCUCCCCAGCAGGCAGGGACCAGCAGCUCUGCUCCACUGGAACUCAGCACCAUGAAGCUAUUCACGGGCCUCAUUUUCUGCUCCUUGGCCCUGGGUGUCAGCAGCCAAUGGUACGCUUUCUUCGGUGAGGCUGCUCAAGGGGCUUGGGACAUGAUGAGAGCCUACUCUGACAUGAUAGAAGCCAAUUACAAAAAUUCCGACAAAUACUUCCAUGCCCGGGGCAACUAUGAUGCUGCACAAAGGGGCCCUGGGGGCGUCUGGGCUGCUGAAAAGAUCAGCGAUGCUAGAGAGAAUUUGCAGAGAGUCACAGACCUUUUUAAGUAUGGAGACAGCGGCCACGGAGCGGAGGACUCGAAGGCUGACCAGGCUGCCAAUGAAUGGGGCCGCAGUGGCGGAGACCCCAACCACUUCCGACCCCCUGGCCUGCCCGACAAGUACUGAGCUUCCUCCUUGUUCUGCCCUCAGGAGACGGGCUGUGAGUCCCUUGAGGGCAGGGUCACCCCGUCACUGAGUACUCUGUCCCCGGAGGCUGGUGGAGGGCACCUAAAAUGUCUAAUAAAUGCUUGAGGAGAUUGUCGAAAAGUCUGUCA